UACACGAGAAAAGCAGAGAAACGGCGCUGAAAUGCCUGCGUUUUGUUUCGAGGUCGAUGUCAAACGGGCUGUUUGUGCGCGUGGUUCUGCUGUAGUGAGGCUGAGCGCGUUUUCCCGCUGAGGGCGGGAUUCGUGGUGCGUCGCCUCGCCGUGUUGUACGGUAAUCUCUCUCUGUCUCUGUCUCUCUCUGUCUCUCUCUCUCUGGGCGCUGGCGCUGCUGCUCUGUUCUCCGCGGACUGGAGAGACACUGGAGAGCCUGGCCUGGGAACGGGAGCGCUCAGCGGCCACAGCCAUGGCGGAGCGCCGCGCCUUCGCCCAAAAAAUAAGCAGGACUGUAGCUGCUGAAGUGAGGAAGCAGAUUGCUGGUCAGUAUGGAGGUUCCCCUCAGCUCCUCAAAAAUCUCAAUGUUGGAGGUCAUGCAGCAAGCAACUCGGUCCCAUUGACUGAGCCAGUGGAGCCAGUGGACUUUGAAGAGUAUUUGAUCACCCACCCUCCAAUCAUAGAGUCAGGACCUCUACGAGACCUGAUUGAGUUCCCUCCAGAUGAUAUUGAAGUGCUUUAUAUGCCCAGAGAGUGCCGCACGAUGGGCCAGGCUGUUCCAGAGGAAGGAGACAGUGACGCACAUGUUCGUGACUGUACCAGAUCCUACACUGAGGAUUGGGCAGUUGUCAACCGCAAGUACCAUAAGCUGGGUACAGGCUUUAACCCCAACACUCUAGAUAAACAGAAGGAGAGGCAGAGAGGUUUACCCAAGCAGGUCUUUGAGUCAGAUGAGCUACCAGAUCCCAGCAGCUAUCAAGAUGAUCAGGAUGAUCUGAAGCGCAGGUCCAUGUCUAUAGAUGACACUCCACGGGGCAGCUGGGCUUGUAGUAUAUUUGACCUGAAGAACUCUCAGCCUGAUGCUCUGCUGCCUCACUUGCUGGACCGAGUGCCUAAUGAGGAGAUUGACCGGCACAAUGAGGACCAGCGCAAAGCCAACCGCCACCGCGAGCUCUUUGCCCUGCACCCUGCUCUCGAUGAGGAGGAGCCCAUUGAACGUCAUUGUGUGCCUGAUGUCCCUAAAGAACACUUUGGCCAGAGGCUGCUUGUCAAGUGCUUGUCCCUGAAGUUUGAGAUUGAAAUUGAGCCAAUAUUUGCAAGUUUGGCUUUAUAUGAUGUCAAGGAAAAGAAAAAGAUAUCAGAGAACUUUUUCUUUGACCUGAACUCGGAGCAGACCAAAUCUAUGCUGCGUCCUCACAUCCAGUCGGCUGCUAUCUCUACCCUGGCCCGCUCCGCUAUCUUCUCCAUCACCUACCCCUCUCAAGAUGUCUUCCUGGUUAUCAAGCUUGAAAAAGUUCUACAGCAGGGAGACAUUGGUGAAUGUGCAGAGCCUUACAUGGUCUUCAAAGAGUCAGAUGCUGCCAAAAAUAAAGAGAAGCUGGAAAAGCUGCGCAGUCAAUCGGAGCAGUUCUGCCAGAGGCUCGGCCGCUACAGGAUGCCCUUCGCCUGGACUGCAAUCCACCUGAUGAACAUAGUGAACAGUGCUGGCAGUCUGGAGAGGGACACAGAGCUGGAAAUGGGCUUGCCAGAGCGGAAAGGUUCCUGGUCAGAGCGCAGGAACUCCAGCAUCGUGGGUCGUCGCUCUUUGGAAAGGACCACCAGUGGAGAUGAGUGCUGCAAUUUGACCAGCUUCAGGCCAGCCACCCUUACAGUCACCAACUUUUUCAAACAGGAGGGAGAUCGACUAAGCGAUGAGGACUUGUACAAGUUCUUAGCUGACAUGAGACGGCCUUCUUCGGUGUUACGUAGACUUAGACCCAUCACAGCUCAGUUGAAGAUUGACAUCUCUCCUGCACCUGAGAACCCUCACUACUGUCUCACUCCAGAGCUGCUUCAGGUUAAGCCUUAUCCAGACAGCCGCGUGCGGCCAACCAGGGAGAUCCUGGAGUUCCCAGCCCGGGACAUAUAUGUGCCCAACACCACGUACAGGAACAUGCUGUAUGUGUACCCACAAAGCCUGAAUUUCGCCAAUCGACAAGGCUCUGCCCGCAACAUCACAGUGAAAGUGCAGUUUAUGAAUGGAGAGGACCCCAGCAAUGCCAUGCCUGUGAUCUUUGGUAAAUCCAGCUGUGCAGAAUACUCAAAAGAGGCAUACACUGCUGUGGUCUAUCACAACCGUUCCCCAGAUUUCCAUGAUGAGGUUAAAGUUAAGCUGCCAGCCUCUCUGACUGACCAUCACCACAUCCUCUUCACCUUCUACCACGUCAGCUGCCAGCAGAAACAAAACACUCCUCUGGAAACACCAGUUGGAUACACGUGGAUCCCUAUGCUGCAGAAUGGACGCCUGAGAACGGGCCACUUCUGCUUGCCGGUGUCUCUGGAAAAACCACCCCAGUCUUACUCUGUUCUCUCUCCUGAUGUUCCUCUUCCUGGUAUGAAGUGGGUGGAUAACCACAGAGGCGUGUUCAAUGUUGAAGUCGUAGCAGUGUCCACUAUCCACACACAGGACCAAUAUCUGGAUAAGUUCUUUGCGCUGGUGCAUGCUCUGGACGAGCAUAUGUUCCCAGUGAGGAUCGGAGAUAUGCGUAUCAUGGAGAACAAUCUUGAGGCGGAGCUGAAAGCAAGCAUCACCGCAUUAAGCUCCUCCCAGCUGGAGCCUGUGGUGCGCUUCCUUCACCUGCUGCUGGACAAACUGGUACUGCUGGUGGUGCGACCACCCGUCAUCGCAGGACAGAUCGUAAAUCUUGGUCAGGUCUCUUUCGAGGCGAUGGCAUCAAUAGUGAACCGUCUGCAUAAGUACCUGGACACCAGCCAAGACAUGCACGGCCGCAACAGCCUCCUUUCAUCAUACAUCCAUUAUGUCUUCCGUCUGCCCAACAUGGACCCAAACUCACCUUCCCCAGGUCCUGGAGGCUUGGGUGGUUCGGUGCAUUACGCCACUAUGGCCCGUUCUGCUGUCAGACCUGCCAGCCUCAAUCUCAACCGGUCCCGUAGCCUUAGCAACAGUAACCCAGACAUCUCUGGCACGCCCACGUCCCCGGACGAUGAAGUGCGCUCCAUUAUUGGCAGUAAGCUCUUCCAUGAGGAGCUAGCUCUGCAGUGGGUGGUGAGCAGUGGCAGUGUGAGGGAAGGAGCCCUUCAGCAGGCCUGGUUCUUUUUUGAGCUUAUGGUUAAGAGCAUAAUCCACCACUUAUACUUCACUGACCGCCUGGAGUCUCCCAGGAAGAACCGCUUCCCUGAGCGCUUCAUGGACGACAUCACUGCUCUGGUUAGCACCAUUGCUGGUGACAUUGUCUCACGCUUCCAGAAGGAUCUGGAGUUGGUGGAGAGGCUUAAUGCAAGCUUGGCCUUCUUCCUUAAUGAUCUACUGUCUGUCAUGGACAGAGGUUUCGUUUUCAGUCUCAUCAAGACAUACUGGAAACAGGUGUCCACAAAGCUGUAUGCUCUGCAGAAUCCCACUCUGGAAUCUCUGAGGCUGGACUUCCUGAGGAUCGUCUGUAGCCAUGAGCACUACGUCACCCUAAAUCUGCCCUGCAGUCUGCUCACUCCCCCGGCUUCCCCCUCUCCCUCUGUGUCCUCUGCCACCUCACAGAGCUCUGGGUUUUCCACCCAUGUGCAGGACCAGAAGAUCGCUAAUAUGUUUGAGUUAUCGGUUCCCUUCAGAGAGCAGCACUACAUGGCUGGUUUGGUUCUGACUGAACUUGCCAUUAUUCUGGACCCAGAAGCUGAUGGGAUGUUUGGCCUGCAUAAGAAGGUGAUCAAUGUGGUCCAUAACCUGCUGUCCAGCCAUGAUUCUGACCCCCGCUACGCUGACCCUGAGGUCAAAGCCAGAGUUGCAAUGCUAUACCUGCCUCUCAUUGGCAUUGUCAUGGAAACCUUGCCCCAGCUCCAUGACUUCACAGAAUCACAUAACCAGUGGGGCCGUCCUGGUGGGCCUGGAACAGAUGAACAGGAAGCCGAGGGCAACAGCAUGAUCAGUCAGACUGUAGCAAUGGCAAUAGCAGGGACUUCUGUCCCACAGAUGUCACGGCCAAGCAGUUUCUUGCUCAACCCGCAGGCCACCCGUCAGCAUGGCACUUUCUCUCCUGAGUCCAGUCGCAGUCUACUCAUCUGUCUGCUGUGGGUUCUGAAGAACGCUGAUGAGAUGGUACUGCAGAAGUGGUUCACUGACCUUUCUGUAUCUCAGCUGAACCGUCUGCUGGACAUGCUUUAUCUCUGUGUCUCUUGCUUUGAGUACAAGGGAAAGAAAGCAUUUGAGCGCAUGAACAGUCUAACCUUCAAGAAGUCUAAAGACAUGAAGGCCAAGCUGGAGGAGGCCAUCCUGGGCAGUAUUGGAGCCAGGCAGGAGAUGGUACGACGCAGCCGAGGACAGCUAGAACGCAGUCCAUCAGGCAGUGCCUUUGGCAGUCAGGAAAACCUGCGCUGGCGGAAGGAUAUGACACACUGGCGUCAGAACAGUGAAAAGAUGGACAAAACCAGAGCUGAACUGGAGCAUGAGGCGCUUAUAGAUGGCAAUCUGGCUACCGAGGCGAACCUUAUCAUCUUAGACACUCUGGAAAUCAUAGUGCAGACGGUGUCUGUGACUGAGUCAAAAGAGAGCAUUCUGGGAGGGGUCCUCAAGGUCCUGCUUCACAGUAUGGCGUGCAACCAGAGCGCCCUCUAUCUGCAGCACUGCUUUGCAACACAGAGAGCCCUUGUGUCAAAGUUCCCAGAGCUGCUCUUUGAGGAGGAAACGGAGCAGUGUGCUGAUCUGUGUCUGCGUUUGCUGAGGAAUUGCAGUAGUAGCAUCAGCACCAUCAGAGCACACGCCAGCGCCUCCCUUUACCUGCUGAUGAGACAGAACUUUGAGAUCGGCAAUAACUUUGCCCGAGUAAAGAUGCAGGUGACCAUGUCCCUGUCAUCUCUGGUGGGCACAUCUCAGAACUUUAACGAAGAGUUCCUGCGAAGGUCACUCAAAACCAUCCUCACUUACGCAGAGGAGGACCUGGAGCUCCGAGAGACCACUUUUCCUGACCAGGUUCAGGACCUGGUGUUUAAUCUACACAUGAUUCUGUCAGACACAGUAAAGAUGAAAGAGCAUCAAGAAGAUCCAGAGAUGCUAAUUGAUCUCAUGUACAGGAUUGCUAAGGGUUAUCAGACAUCUCCAGACCUGCGGCUGACGUGGCUGCAGAACAUGGCGGGGAAGCACUCAGAGAGGAAUAAUCAUGCUGAGGCAGCUCAGUGCCUGGUCCACAGCGCCGCCCUGGUGGCUGAGUACCUCAGCAUGCUGGAGGACCGGAAAUAUCUGCCUGUGGGAUGUGUCACCUUCCAGAACAUCUCUUCUAAUGUGCUGGAGGAGUCAGCGGUGUCGGAUGAUGUGGUUUCACCAGAUGAAGAGGGAAUCUGUUCAGGGAAGUACUUCACCGAGGCUGGCCUGGUGGGGCUGCUGGAGCAGGCUGCAGCCUCCUUCUCUAUGGCUGGCAUGUACGAAGCAGUGAAUGAAGUCUACAAAGUGCUUAUUCCCAUUCAUGAAGCCAACAGGGAUGCUAAGAAGCUGGCCACCAUUCAUGGUAAACUGCAAGAAGCCUUUGGCAAAAUUGUGCAUCAGAGCACUGGCUGGGAGCGAAUGUUUGGUACUUACUUCAGAGUUGGCUUUUAUGGCUCUAAAUUUGGUGACUUGGACGAGCAGGAGUUUGUGUACAAAGAGCCAGCCAUCACCAAGCUAGCUGAAAUCUCACAUCGGCUCGAGGGUUUCUAUGGGGAGAGAUUUGGCGAGGAUCAAGUCGAAGUCAUUAAAGACUCCAAUCCAGUGGACAAGUGUAAACUGGAUCCAAAUAAGGCAUUCAUUCAGAUCACGUAUGUGGAACCUUACUUCGACACGUAUGAGAUGAAGGACCGCAUCACGUAUUUUGACAAGAACUACAACCUGCGGCGCUUUGUUUACUGCACACCAUUCACGCUGGAUGGCCGAGCGCAUGGAGACCUUCAUGAGCAGUACAAGCGCAAAACCAUUCUCACCACCAGCCACGCCUUCCCCUACAUCAAGACCCGCAUUAACAUCAUCCACAAGGAGGAGAUCAUCUCCAUGCCCAUUGAGGUGGCCAUUGAGGACAUGCAAAAGAAGACACAGGAACUGGCCUUUGCCACCCACCAGGACCCGGCUGAUGCCAAGAUGUUACAAAUGGUGUUGCAAGGGUCCGUGGGCACCACAGUGAACCAGGGUCCACUUGAGGUGGCCCAGGUGUUUCUGUCGGAGAUUCCCAGCGAUCCUAAACUCUAUAGACACCAUAAUAAACUGAGGCUCUGCUUUAAAGACUUUACUAAGAGGUGUGAAGAUGCCCUACGCAGAAACAAAAGCUUGAUAGGUCCUGACCAAAAGGAGUAUCAGCGAGAGCUGGAGAGGAACUACCACAGGCUAAAGGAGGCUCUUCAGCCACUUAUUAACCGAAAGAUUCCCCAGCUCUACAAACCUGUGUUACAGGUCAACUCUCACAGAGACUCCUUUAGCAGAUUGAGCCUUCGCAAGCUUGAUAUGUGAAGACCCAGGAAACAACAAAAAGGAACACCAGUUUUAUUUAUUUGUUUGUAAAUAUUCAAUUCUUGGAAAAUCAGUGUUUUUUGCCAGAAAGGAAAAGCUAAAGCGUGCAGUUGGUAUGUCAUUCCAAUUUUGUAUGCGUUUACACAAACGACCUGUUACAAUCAUUCGGAUUGAAAGUGGAUCUUGCAGCAUGUGUGUCAAAACUGUAUUCAAUAUCCUGUGUGCACUUGUUUUUAUUACAGUGUCCUAAAGCAUUUUACCACACAUGGUACGACUCUGAAAGUUUACUAUUUAAUCCGAAUGAGAAA
Messenger RNA from Pygocentrus nattereri (red-bellied piranha), 6804 nucleotides. It is a transcript of the gene dock7, whose product is annotated as dedicator of cytokinesis 7. NCBI's taxonomy places the organism in Eukaryota, Metazoa, Chordata, Actinopteri, Characiformes, Serrasalmidae. The coding region runs from base 293 to 6496 and encodes 2067 amino acids. Gene Ontology annotation, molecular function: guanyl-nucleotide exchange factor activity. The transcript is spliced from 48 exons. The record is from RefSeq and is a predicted model, not a curated record. Gene Ontology annotation, biological process: small GTPase-mediated signal transduction; positive regulation of GTPase activity; axonogenesis.